GUCACCGUGUGGCGGUUUUGAGCGAAGGUUGUUUACUUUGCAUUGCUAACUAUAACGACAUCAUACAGCCAGGAAAUACGACUCAACAUGCAGGUCGGUGAAGUAAGAGUAGCAGAAGAUGCUGACUUUAAGAGACUAAACACAUUGUGCGACGAAAAAGAUGGAUGGAAACAAGAAUAUAACAAAAAUAACACGUGUGUGUGGACUAAAAAUAAUGAUGUGUCUGACUGCAAGAUUAUCAAGGUACGGACGUUAUUCACCGACGUGAAAGCAGAGGUCCUAUACGAUGUAUUACAUGACCCCCACUACAGGAAGACCUGGGAUAUGUCCAUGCUGGAGGGCUACGAGAUCUGUGCUCUCAAUCCAAACAAUGAUAUAGGAUACUAUGCAAUGAAAUGUCCUUCCCCUCUGAAGAACCGAGACUUUGUAACUCAGCGUUCCUGGCUUGACCUAGGGUCAGAAUUCUAUAUCCUCAAUCAUUCUGUAAAUCAUGCAAGUGUUCCUGCCAGGAAGGGGUUCAUCCGAGGUGUAUCCCAUGUAACUGGCUUCCUUAUACGUAAACAGGACACUUUCACCUGCCAAUUGAACUACGUGUCACAUUCCGACCCCAAAGGAAAGCUGCCUGUGUGGGCGGUCAAUAAAGCUACACAGAUCCUGGCUCCAAAGGUAAUAAAUAGGAUCUACAAAGCAUGCAAAAACUACGAAGCAUGGAAGAGCAUGAAUAACCCGCGAAUGAAACCCUGGCUGUACCCUGAGCAAAUGUCCUUACCAAGACUUGACAUGACCCAGAUCAAGCCUGCCUCCGAGUUCACCUCCACAGAGUCCAUAGACGAAAGUUCUAUACAGGAGGACGAGAUCAACGAGGACGAUGUAUGAGGAUUGUGGAAUGUUAGAUCAGUCUAUUUAUUGUUACACCAACCUGUACAUAGCUAGAUCUCACAUUGAGGUCGUCACGGUAACACAAGGUCGUUAGGGUUACGCGUCAUCACGUUGAGAGGAGUGGUAGUGAGUGUGUAGUUUUAUUAAGUUUAUCUUGUAGAAAUGUAGUCUAGGAAUUUUAUCAUCUUUGUUUUAAAAGUGUUUAUCUGAUGUCAAAGUUUUAGUAUUUGGAUAUGAAAAUCACCUAAUGGAAAAUCAAUCUUAAAAAAUUGUACUGAAAUUUUCGUUUAUAAUUUGAAAAUUGAGUAAAAAAAAGGUUCGACCUUUAUUUUUUCCGCCACUACAUAUGUUAAACGUUAAUCUAGUGUGUAUCAAGUAGGAUAUGUUUGACCUACACCACUGCACUUCAUGACGUCUAUUUCAGGAAGUUAAAAAUGUUUAGUAGCUUGUCCCUGACUUGCUGAAAUGUGACGACAUUUUAGUGUAACAUGUGACAUCAUCAAACUGUCAUUUCAAUCAACGGUAGAACAUUUAUCGCCAAAACGUAGUCAGCAACGGAAAUCACCCCAUGGAGAUAAUCAAUAGGUUUGCUGUGGAGGUUUUGCAGACUGCUUUGAUUUCACGACAUACCUUUGAUAUUAUUUGUUUCUGUUUUUUCCAAAGAUGUCCUUAUUUGAAUUGUUCAACAUCUAAAAAAUCUACAUUAUUGUUGCACUUGCAGUAUCAGUGUGACCUUUUACAAAAAUCACGGUAGGCCUCGGUUUUGACUCCAAAUUCCAAAAUUCUGCAUCUUUGGGAGAAGUUCCACAUCUCCAUAACUACACCUGAAACUAUUAAUAGGUCAUGAAAAAUGUCAUAAUAUACAAUAUAUACAAACAUUGUAACAGAUGUACAUACAUUGUUUAUACACUACUAAUGCCAUGUACCUAAAUACAUUGUUUAUGUACAUACAUACAUUGUUUAUGUACCUACAUACAUUGUUUAUGUACCUACGUACAUUGUUUAUACAAUAUUAAUGCCAUGUUCUUGUACAUUCAUUGUUUAUAUACCUAAAUACACUGUUUAUGUAUAUACAUACAUUGUUUAUGAUGUACCUACAUACAUUCUUCUUUAUACAAGGACAUACAUACAUUGCUUAUAUACCUAAAUACAUUGUUUAUGUACAUGCAUACAUUCUUCUUUAUACAUGGACAUA
Molecule: messenger RNA, 2074 nt
Organism: Mizuhopecten yessoensis (Yesso scallop)
Lineage: Eukaryota; Metazoa; Mollusca; Bivalvia; Pectinida; Pectinidae
Product: PCTP-like protein
Exons: 6
Coding region: 88-876 (262 amino acids)
Molecular function (GO): lipid binding
Source: RefSeq, a predicted model, not a curated record